Messenger RNA from Aspergillus pseudotamarii, 1857 nucleotides. Its product is annotated as oxygenase MpaB family protein. Gene Ontology annotation, molecular function: oxidoreductase activity. NCBI's taxonomy places the organism in Eukaryota, Fungi, Ascomycota, Eurotiomycetes, Eurotiales, Aspergillaceae. The transcript is spliced from 2 exons. The record is from RefSeq and is a predicted model, not a curated record. The coding region runs from base 540 to 1703 and encodes 387 amino acids.
AAGUCAUGGUUCUGUGUGCGAUUCCAGUGGAAUGGUACACGUAUAGUUGCGCGUGUAUAUCGAUUUCUUUCAUAUGAUUUCUUAUCAUCCUAUCCUCCCGGCAGCCCAUACAAUGUUGGCCAACGUCCCCACUAUUCCCCUCGAAAAAGCAAUACAACGCCUUGAUGCGUAUCCGUAGUUCUACACAAUUGGACUACGAGACGCUCGGCGCUGAUCUACAUGGGUUGUAAUCUCUCUCUAUGGUCUCGGACGGCCUCCGGAUGCAAAACUCGCAUCUGUCGUACACAGCAAGCUCCAUGGCACCGAAACCUGACGAAUGUGGGGGCAGAACAGAGCCUGGGUCGUUCCGGGAUUUGUAGAAGGACAGACUCGGCUGGAUGCCGUCUGAACUUGACCUUGUAUGUUGAACUCAGAUGUUGUACUGACUCUAGAGCGAGUAGAUGAGCAUAAAUUCUCGCAUCUUGCCCUCAAUGGCUCGAAAAUGCUCACAGCUUUGUUUACAUUGAUAUCCUCGAGUUUAUCUUCAGGUUAUUGACGAAAUGGACACCACUCUGCCCCCUCACUCCAACGCUGGUGACCAUAUAAGCAAAUGGGGCUACUCUUUUACUUGGACGGAUCGCCAUCUCUCUAGAGAGAAGACAGAGCCUCUGCGUCAGCAGUUCGACACACUGGGCGCUGCUGCUCUGGAACGGCUUCAGUUCAUACGAUCUUCGUUGCUAGAAGAUAGCAAAGCAAAAGGAACCACUCCUCCCUCAAAUGAUCUUUACACCAUUCUCCGAGACUACCAUAGGGAGGAUGAGGUCUUAACCCAACUCUGGAACGAAACUCACACGGUCCCAGACUGGGUUAACUGGGAGCAACUCGAGCGAGGUCAGCGGUUUUUGCACCGUUAUAUAAUUGCCAACAUUGUUGGCUUUGCAUUACAGGGGUUUGUAGCAGAAAAUUCUGCGGCCUCCGGCGUCAUAGAAGUCCUCGUCCGGACUGGCAGUUUCUCGACCCGUAUGUUGUUAAAGAGACUGCUCGAGACCUUCCAAUGGUUGAUCCAAGUCACUCAUGACCUCGCUGCCAUCCAACCCGGCGGCGAAGGCCAUGUUGCAACCGUCCGGGUCCGACUUCUCCAUUCCUCCGUCCGACAGCGCAUCUUACACCUGUGUCGCACAAAACCUCAUUACUUCGAUAUUGACCGUUAUGGUGUCCCCGUCAACACAUUAGAUAGCAUUCACUCCAUUAGUACUUUCUGCUGCAAUCCAAUGUGGCUCCAACUGCCUAGGUUUAAAAUCACCCCUUCCCCCGAUGAGGUCAAAGACUACAUGGCCCUCUUUCGAUACCUUGGUUACCUUCUCGGAACACCAACGUCAUACUUCGAGACAGUGGAGAAGGGCAAGUACACAAUGGAGAGUAUGGUCGCCCACGAGCUGCAUACCACCGAGACGUCACGCGUGGUCGCUCAUAACUUUGUUGAAUGCGUGGCGAACCUCCCUGCCCCGUUUCAUGUCUCGAGGCAGUUCGUUGAGGCUGGUAGUCGGUGGAUCAACGGUAACGAGAUCUGCGACAAUCUUGAUCUUGGGAAGCCCGGGUUCUUAUACUACUUAAUGUUUGCCGGUUACUGUGUUCUUGUUCUAGGGCUUGCUUGGCUGCAACGGAUGAUUCCUAUGCUUGAUGAUUUCAUGAUUAAGGUAGGUCUUACAAGCAUGGCACUAUGAGUGACUUAGUUGCACUAAUUACUACAUGCCAGCUCUCCCGAAACCUCUUGUAUCAGGGGAUAGUGCUACGAGAACGCACUCGUUUUGACUUUAAACACGUCCCGCGCAUGGGCAAGACUAUUGGGAGAGAAAAAUACAGCCCCAAUGAAGGCAA